Carica papaya (papaya) is the source of this 1475-nucleotide messenger RNA. RefSeq lists its product as uncharacterized. The record is from RefSeq and is a predicted model, not a curated record. Gene Ontology annotation, molecular function: protein binding. Lineage: Eukaryota; Viridiplantae; Streptophyta; Magnoliopsida; Brassicales; Caricaceae.
UCCUCCCCGUCACUCUUGAGACGCCCAAGGGCAAGUCCCGACUAUAACGAUAACCCGACUCUGGCUCUAUCUCGGAUCCUCACAUACCCGAAUCCAUCUCAACCGUUGAUUCUAAACUGUUUGUCGGCGAGAUUUUGAUGCGGUGACUCCAGGGGAUUAAUCCUUGUCCAUGGAGACGGAGAAUCCGGCAAACUACUCGUAUAUGGGAAGGGACUUUGGUGAUUUGAGUAUCAAUGAUGACUCCGCGGCUUUCAGUGAUUGUAAUAGUGAUAGAUCCGGUGAGUUCCCAACGGCUUCGUCUCAGAGCCGAAGGCUCCUUAUCGCUUGCGCUUCGGAUAAUUCCGACGAUCUGAUUCGCCAGCUGGUAUCGGAUCUUGAGUCCUGCUCUAUUGACGAGCAAAAGCAAGCGGCUAUGGAGAUCAGGCUUUUGGCGAAGAACAAACCAGAGAAUCGACUCAAGAUCGCCAAAGCAGGUGCGAUUAAGCCAUUAAUUGCGCUAAUCUCAUCCACCGAUCCUCAGCUUCAAGAGUACGGUGUCACGGCGAUACUGAAUCUUUCUUUGUGCGACGAGAACAAAGCGCCGAUAGCUUCAUCAGGAGCGAUAAAGCCGCUAGUGAGGGCUUUGAGGACAGGGACCCCAACGGCUAAAGAAAACGCGGCAUGCGCUCUGCUUCGCCUCUCUCAGAUAGAGGAGAACAAGGUCCCGAUAGGACGGUCCGGAGCGAUUCCACUUUUGGUGAACCUCCUCGAGUACGGGGCUUUUCGCGGGAAGAAAGACGCAUCUACGGCUCUCUAUUCGUUGUGCUCGGUGAAGGAGAACAAGAUCAGAGCCGUCGAAGCAGGGAUCAUGAAGGCUUUGGUUGAGCUUAUGGCUGACUUUAGCUCGAACAUGGUGGAUAAGUCGGCGUUCGUCCUAAGUGUCUUGGUGACGGUGCCGGAAGCGAGAACGGCGCUAGUAGAAGAAGGCGGGAUCCCUGUGCUGGUGGAGAUCAUCGAGGUCGGAUCACAGAGACAGAAAGAGAUCGCGGUGGCGAUACUGUUGCAGGUGUGCGAAGAGAGUGUGGUGUACCGCACGAUGGUGGCUCGAGAAGGAGCAAUUCCUCCCUUGGUAGCUUGGUCGCAGUCCGGCGCAAAUCGCGCCAAACAAAAGGCGGAGACAUUGAUAGAGCUUCUACGGCAACCAAGAUCCGGCAACGCCGCUGCCAGGGCCUCAGAAGUGUCAGUGUAGGAUUUGUCCCGCUGCCCACGUGCUCAUGUAAUCAAUCAAAUACAAUGAAACAAGUCAAAUACUAGUUUUUCCUUUCUUUUUCUCUCUUUUAAUUUUAUAUUCAAAAAAGAGUGUAGAGUAAAAGAAGGAGGAAAAAAAAAAAAAGGAAAAAAAAAAAAAUUGUAAAUAUCUUUAUGUAAUGUAGCUUGUAAAAUCUUUGUGCAAGUGCUUUGAUUUUGGUUUCGGGUUUUGGGUGUUCUGCUUUUGA